Pestalotiopsis fici W106-1 is the source of this 1197-nucleotide messenger RNA. RefSeq lists its product as uncharacterized. Gene Ontology annotation, cellular component: nucleus. The coding region runs from base 1 to 1197 and encodes 398 amino acids. NCBI's taxonomy places the organism in Eukaryota, Fungi, Ascomycota, Sordariomycetes, Amphisphaeriales, Sporocadaceae. The transcript has a single exon. The record is from RefSeq and is a predicted model, not a curated record.
AUGGCCUUGGUGGAUUACUCCGACUCGGAGUCAGACUCUGAAAGCGUCGCGCAGCCAGUAGCAAAGCCUGCUCCAGCAGCAGCCCCGUCCAGCAGUACGACAGCCAAGAAGCCUAUACAAAAGGUCGUCGACCGGUCGAAUCCGCGAAAAAUCGUCGUGAAUCUCGGCGCCGCCACAGCGCAAGAUGAGAGCAAGACAGAAAUGGGCAAUAACGAGCCACCUGCGAAGAGAGCUAAGACGGGUGGGGGUGUGUUUGGCGGCUUCGCCUCACUGCUUCCACCACCAAAGAACAGAGCGCAAAAGCCUGCACAGAGCAAUGGCACGAGCGGUGGUGCUAGCAGCAGUACAAAACCUCCUCCGCGCGUCGGUGUCAAUUUGAAGACUGGCGCCACCCCGGGAUUCAGUAGGAGCACCGAAGAUGAUGACGAGACCGAGGGUGGUGCUGGCAAACAACCCUCGAUACCCGAUGGACAAAAGGCUGCGGAGGACAUCACUCUCGUGGGCAAGCCUCUAAUGUUCAAGCCUUUGUCUGUAGCAAGGAAACCCAAGAAGAGUGUAGCAGCCAAGAUGGGAGCAGUGCCAAAGGCAGCGGCAGCAGCUCCUGCGAAUCCAUCACCGCAAACGGUAGAAGUCCAGUCUAGCGAAGAGCCGCCAAUGAAGAAAAAGAAGGUCUCACUCUUCUCUAUAACCGCUGAAAGCGACGAGAUCCCAGAUGUCGCACCUAGUAGCGGCGCAUACGAGCCCAUGUUCCCUGAAGAGUCGGGUACAGCUACAGACGACUUCGCAGCCUACGACGCGCAGUACUCCAGCUCAUUUGCAGACCCCGGAAGCUCAGCACCUGCCGCACCAAUAGCAACGACGAUGCAUGCCGACUCGCUGGAAUCCAUUGCCUCGGAUAUGAAUCUAGAUGCUACAGCUAGGCGGGCGCUCUUUGGACGUCGCGGCGUACCUGCGCCAACGCAAUCGGCAUCGAGAGUCAUCAAUUUCAAUACGGACCAGGAAUAUGCGCACAACGAGGAGCUGCGCGCCUCUGGAGAGCAACAGAUCUACAACCCUGUCCGGGCCAUUGCGCCUGGCAAGCACAGCCUGCGACAGUUGGUCAACCAGGUGCACAAUCAAAAGGAUGCUUUGGAAGAGAGCUUCGCAAAAGCCAAGACCAAUCAAAAAGAGGCAGGGCAACGAUACGGCUGGCGUUAA